GAGAGAUGGGCAGGAUGGGCGCGCUGGGCCGGGCCCUGCUGGCGCUGCAGCUGUGCGCGCUGACUCGCGCCGCCCACAAACUCUGGGUCCCCAACACCUACUUCGACGACCCGGCCAACUGGAGCCGGAACCGGACGCCGUGCUCGGGCGCCGCCGUGGAGUUCGCCGCGGACAAGGUGGUGUCGGUGCUGGUGCGGGGCACCCACAGCCUCGCGGACAUGCUGCUGCCUCUGGACGGGGAGCUGGUCCUGGCCGCGGAAGCAACUUUCGGCGCGGCGGAGGCCGCCGUGGGCCCGGACGGCACAGCUGCGCCCGCCAGGUUCCGGGACCCCGACCGCUUCUCCUGGCUGGACCCGCGCCUGUGGCGCUCGGCGGACACGGACUCGGACCCGGCGCGGCGCCUCUUCGCCGUGGACGCCGAGCGCGUCCCGUGCCGCCACGACGACGUGGUGUUCCCGCGCGACGCCGCCUUCCGCGUGGGCCUGGGCCCCGGCGCCCUGCGCGUCCGCAGCGUGUCCGCGGGGGGCCAGAGCUUCGAGCGCGACCAGGACCUGGCGGCGUGGCUGGCGUCCCGCGCCGGCCGCCUGCGCGUCCACGGGCCGGGCCGGCUGAGCGUGAGCGCCGAGGGCUGCGCAGACCCGUCGGGCUGCGAGUGCGGCAACGCGCCGGCGCAGCCGCUCAUCUGCGCCGAGCUGCUCCGGCCCCUGGGAGGCCGCUGCCCGCCCGCCGCCUGCCUCGACGCGCUCCUGCCCGCCGGCCAGUGCUGCGGCCUCUGCGGAGCCGUGGUGUCCCUGGAGCCCGGGCCGGCCUUCGAGCUGGAGCGCUACCGCGCGCGGCUGCUGCGCGACUUCCUGGCGCUGCCCCAGUUCCGGGGCCUGCAGGCGGCCGUGUCCAAGGUGCGGCGGGCGCGCGCGGCGGCGGCGCAGGUGCAGGUGGUGCUGCGCGACGGCGGGUCCGAGGCGGGCGCUGCGGGGCGGCUGGCGCGGGCGCUCCUGGCCGACGCCCCGCCGCCGCGACCCCGCCGCUGA
Molecule: messenger RNA, 1028 nt
Organism: Suncus etruscus (white-toothed pygmy shrew)
Lineage: Eukaryota; Metazoa; Chordata; Mammalia; Eulipotyphla; Soricidae
Gene: AMN
Product: amnion associated transmembrane protein
Exons: 10
Coding region: 6-1028 (340 amino acids)
Biological process (GO): intracellular protein localization; receptor-mediated endocytosis
Cellular component (GO): apical plasma membrane; endocytic vesicle
Source: RefSeq, a predicted model, not a curated record